CAAUAUUUUUCUAAACAUGACAGUAAUUAUUCAUAUUUUAAGAACAAAAAAUAUAACAGUCCUAUUUUGGAAUUUUGAAACUAUUUUGAAACUGGACUAAAAAUUGAACGGAAGGACAAAUUUGCCCCUUGUUUAAAAAACACCCGCAGUCCUCCUAGUUCAUCGCCUAUUUUACUGUUCACACUUUGGCACCCAUCAAAUGCUCGCAGCCAUUCAUCUGUCCGGUAACAACCCAUCGGUCCGUUCAAUUCUGAUCUGCUGCUGCAGGUUGUCUCCGGAGUAGUAGCCGGCGCGAGAAAAUGACUGACCAAGUGGUCGACGACGGAGCCAUCCUCUUUCGCUUCAAUUUACCGUUCACAGUCCUCUUUCGAUUUUAGCCGAAACUUCUAUUUCUAUCUCUUCUUCCUCCUUCUAAUCCUCAUCCCCUAUUGUUUCAUUUAUCGAGUUGCUUUGUCCUGCCAUAGUCUAUCUUCGUACGUAGUGCAGCUUUACUUUUCAAUUUCUUCGUACGUAGUAGUCAAAUUUUUCUAACACAUUUCUAACAUUUCUUCCUCCUUAAGACAUUGUUUAUUGUAAGCCAUUUUGGAAAACUUUUUUCUAUUAAACUGUUUUUACAUAGGAUUGCUUUCUCUAACAUUUCUUUUUCUCUUUCUCCCAUCCAAAUUUAAUAAAAAUCUAAAUCUUUACGAAACAAAUUUUUUAACACUAUCACAAAAUUACAAUUCAAUACCUAACAAAUUUUAACUAAAAAGGGUAAAAUACAUUGCAGUUCCAAUAUGUCAUAGAACCGUGAUUAAUAAAAAAUUAAAGAGAAAUGGUCUUCAAUAGGACUAAAAAACUACUUAUGGACCCGUAUAGGACCAUCAACUUUUUUACUCCUAAAUAGGACCAUUUUUAACUCUUCUACCUCUUUUGCCCCUGAUUUUAUUACUUUGAAUCCGAUUAGACAUGAUAAUGCCAGGACCACUCCUUGUGUUCUUUCUCUCAUCUCUCAUCCAGGUAGUUCUUCUCCGGAGCGGAACGGCAACCCAUGAGCAAGAGGGCGUUCGGCGGCGGAGCACAUGACGGACUAAACUCUGAAUUUCGAUCCUCCUCGUUUCUAGAGUUUACUGCUGGAUUUUGGUUUUGUUGCAAGACCAAAUCAUGACUCUUAGAGAAUAAGACACUCAAAGAGUCGUUACCUUCCUCAUCUUUGCUUUCUGUAUUUUUCACCUCUCCAGCGUCGUUGUUUUUCUCCUCUUCGUCUGAAGUGAUGUCGUCAACGGCGCAGGACGGCAAUAAGCUGAAAUACCGGAAAACGAAUCUGUUGUAGUUAUUGACAUUGAUAUGACAUUGUUAUUUUCGCUAUGUCAAAAUUAUAGCAUUGACAUUAUCAUGACAUUGUGAUUAUUACAAUGACAUUGUGAUGUUUUUCAGAGGCAUAGGGAGAGUUGGGAUAAGGGAGUUCCGAUAAGUGGGAAGUGCUGGUCUCGGUCAAGGCAGUAGGUGUUGAUGCAUGUGGGCUGGAUAUGCUGAUUGCAUUGACAACCUUAUAUUCCACCCAUCCUCACUUGCUGCAUGAUUGAAUUCCUGAUCAUUUGUGCUAAUGUGUGGUCUGACAUUAUCGUGUUGGAUGAUAACUUCCCUGGCUGAUGCUACUGGCCACUUUGCUUUUAUGGUUGGAAUGAGCUGUGUCAGUAGCAUUUCCCUGUACACUAUUUUUGUCACUGAAAGAAUUGACUUUGUUUACAUUGUGCCUCUCGGUCUGUUCCUACUGUUUCUUGAUGCUUCCAUUCGCUCCACAAACGGCCAUAUCCCUAUUUUCCCAUUCCAUACAACUUCCCCCUCACUACCGAAAAUAGGUUUGCCCACAGCACACAGAAACAUCACCUUGGUUAUAAACCUUUUAGAUUUGUAAUGCCUGUCUGGGGGAGUCUCUCCCUCAUGAAUGUACCAUCUUGUCAUCAUUUUGCUUAAGUUAAACCACUUCUCAUCGAUGUGAAUAAAAUGGUCAAACCCUUGAAAUGUGGGAGUGUGUGGUAAGGAAGCUGGAAUUAAGUGAUAAAGGCAGAAUUGACAUAUGGAAUUCUGUGAAAUGUACUUUUAGACAUUUUUAGGGCAUGCGAGGUUGACCUAAAGUUAAUCCUUUUGCUCAAAGGAAUGUCCUUAAAACUUUGAGGGGGUACAGUCACCCUUUAUCUUCCAACAUGUCCAGUGAGCUUGUGAGUUACAUCUAGGCUUUGUCCAUUCUGUAACUGUUGCUUUACAAUCUGCCAUAUUCUGGACAUUGCAUGUCUGAACACCUUAAAAAUAUCUGCACCGUUGUUGCUUACACCACGUUGAAGUCACUCAAAGCCAUCCACAUUCUUCACCAAAUAUUCUUUUAUUUCUUCUCUUUCCUGGUUUAAUCUGUUAGUCUUGAUCUCUGUGCAGGGAAAUGGACAAGGGCAGUUGCAGGUGUAGGUGGAGGAGGUCGAGGAGGUGAUGGGGCCAAGUUAGAGCUUGAGGCAGCCAUUAAUGGUGGUAGCUGAAAGUAGAUGAAGUCAUCUUCGUCCAAAAGGUUGAAUGCCCAACCCCAAGGCUCCCCAUCCCGACCCGACAGGAUGGUGGGGAGGUUAAUCACGGUGACUCAAUCAGUAAAGCAGCAGUAGGCCUUUACCCGCGCCCACAAGAGGGCUAGCCUUAUUUCAGGUUAUGAAAAACCCCUUUUGGCCGCUGCGGGAUUCGAACCUUGGUCUACGUCCAAUUUUUUCCACCGCUCGACCAACUGAGCUACUCGUGCGGAUUAGAUGAAGUAAUCUUAAAUGUGCUGAAUGGUGUUGUAUUUAUAAGGCUGAGGUUGUAAUUUUGAAGGUGUAAUUUUAGAGGUUUAAUUUUUGAGUUCCCUCCCUUUUUUGGUCGAACAAACCAUAUUUAGGAGGGAAGCUACAAGGCUAUUUCUCCAGCCGUAAGGAUGUGAUGUUGAAGUACAAUUGUGAAUAGUUAUGAAAUCGUUAAACAUGUCAAUUUGAUUUCUCAAAGUUAGCCAUUGUAAAAAUUUGUUAAAGCUAGUUGCUAAAGGGUAUAUAUGCACUUUUAUCUCA
This is a messenger RNA of Cuscuta europaea, 3062 nucleotides long. The record is from the annotation of a GenBank genome assembly. NCBI's taxonomy places the organism in Eukaryota, Viridiplantae, Streptophyta, Magnoliopsida, Solanales, Convolvulaceae.